This is a messenger RNA of Salvia splendens (bonfire salvia), 690 nucleotides long. RefSeq names its product 40S ribosomal protein S19-3. The record is from RefSeq and is a predicted model, not a curated record. The coding region runs from base 90 to 524 and encodes 144 amino acids. Gene Ontology annotation, biological process: ribosomal small subunit assembly; translation. Gene Ontology annotation, molecular function: RNA binding; structural constituent of ribosome. NCBI's taxonomy places the organism in Eukaryota, Viridiplantae, Streptophyta, Magnoliopsida, Lamiales, Lamiaceae. Gene Ontology annotation, cellular component: cytosolic small ribosomal subunit; ribosome. The transcript is spliced from 4 exons.
UUCGAAAACUCUUGCUUCCUCCACAGCUUUCCUCGCAUCCGAGAGUAGUGUUGUGCGCAGCGGCUUGAGAUUUUCAGAUCUCGCCUACAAUGGCUACCGCGAAAAAUGUUAAGGACGUCUCUCCACACGAGUUCGUCAAAGCUUACGCCGCUCACCUCAAGCGCUCCGGCAAGAUGGAGCUUCCUGAGUGGACUGAUAUCGUGAAAACUGGUGUGUUGAAAGAACUUGCCCCUUACGAUCCCGACUGGUAUUACAUUAGGGCUGCUUCCAUGGCUAGAAAGGUAUACUUGAGGGGAGGUCUUGGAGUUGGUGCCUUCCGUAGGAUAUAUGGUGGAAGCAAGAGGAAUGGAAGCCGCCCACGCCAUUUUGGCAAAAGCAGCGGUGCUGUUGCACGUCACAUUCUGCAGCAGCUGCAGAAUAUGAACAUUCUUGAGCUUGAUACAAGGGGAGGGAGAAAGAUCACAUCCAGUGGCCAAAGAGAUCUCGAUCAAGUUGCUGGAAGAAUUGUUGUUGUUGCUCCAUAGAUUAAUCUUUUUAGCCUAUUGAAAACUUCCUCAUUGCGAAAAUGGUUGAACAGUUUUUUGUUUGAAAUGUUUCAUGCUUUUUUACUAUUCUAAUUUUUGUUGAAUUUUCAGAGAUGUACUUGGAUCAUUUGAGUUUUAUCUUAAUAUAUCAUCUAGUUAGCCACAA